This is a messenger RNA of Morone saxatilis (striped sea-bass), 908 nucleotides long. RefSeq names its product regulator of G-protein signaling 9-binding protein. Lineage: Eukaryota; Metazoa; Chordata; Actinopteri; Moronidae. The record is from RefSeq and is a predicted model, not a curated record. Gene Ontology annotation, cellular component: photoreceptor outer segment; neuron projection. Gene Ontology annotation, biological process: detection of light stimulus involved in visual perception; G protein-coupled receptor signaling pathway.
AUGCAAAAAGAGCAAACCAAGCAACACCACAAUGCCCUAUCUGCCUCUCACCUCUCAACACAGCAGGGUCCUACUGAGAUUAAGAAAUGUUCUUUUUCAUCAUGGGGAAAAAAGACGCAGUGCAAAACAAUGCUGGACGCUUUGAACAAAGUGACCGCUUGCUAGCAUCUGGUCAUCGCCUGGGGAAACACUCCGACUCGCAGAACCUGCCAGGUUGAGGAGCUGAAGAGGACCCGCAAAAAGGCCCAGGAGCUGGCCGUGGCCAACAGGACUAAACUGACCUCUCUGCUCAAAGACAAGACCAUCAGCAAAGAGGACCGAGCCGAGUACGAGCGCCUGUGGGUGCUGUUCUCCAGCAGCAUGGAGCUCCUGGAGGUGGACAUGAAAAGGUCCCUGGAGAUAGGGCAGGAUUUCCCCCUCAAGGUGCCGACGAGACACCUCAUCCAGACGGGGAUGACAGGCAGCACCACCACCGUGGCGGCCCGGGCCAUGAGCGUGCAGAACAUGAAGUACGAGGCGGACAGCAACAUCGACACAGCCGACCUCCGGGACCUGCAGUCCGAGAUCUCCCAGGUCACCCAGAUGAUGGAGGAGAUGGAGAUGAAGGUGCAGGUUGCGCCGUGGGCCGUGGAGGCGAAGCAGGAGGCGGGCGCAGAGCUCAAGUCCAACAUGAGCGUCGGGAAUUCCUCCGUGGGCGUCAUCUCCAUCUGCGAAGAGGAGCCCAAAGAAGAAGAAGGAGGAGGCGGCAGCAGGGAUCCUGGCUUCGCCUCCAUCUGCGCCGUGUUUGUGUUCUUUGUCAUAGUCACAGUCGCUGUGGUUCUGGGAUAUUUGGUCGUCAAUAUGUCCUGAACUGUCUGACCCGCAGCCCACCCUGACGGACACCCUGCGCGGACGCCACACCGGAGCUC